AGAGAUGGACCGAAAAUGGCAGAGCUGGAUGAUGUGUGUCCCAUUAUCAAACCGCUUGUACAUACUUCCUGUGAGACUGGCAAUGCAAAAGAUAUGCCUGGAAGUAUUCUGAGCAAUACCUCUCGAUGUCUAUCACGCGUAGAAUUUGUCUCGGAUAGCGAAGUGAGAAGCAUCGGUGACAUUUGUGCUCAAGUGAAAUGUGAUAGUGGCAAAGUACAUAUCCGCUACAAGGGCAAUAACAGUUGGCACGUGUGUGAUAAUGAAACUGAAAACGACGUGAUUUUACCCCAAAGCAACGAUUCCGCGCUCAGUAGCGGAGUCAUUCUUUGUCCCAAAUACUCUGAGGUGUGCAUGUAA
Trypanosoma theileri is the source of this 357-nucleotide messenger RNA. Its product is annotated as putative surface protease GP63, putative,metallopeptidase. Gene Ontology annotation, biological process: proteolysis; cell adhesion. Gene Ontology annotation, molecular function: metalloendopeptidase activity. The record is from RefSeq and is a predicted model, not a curated record. Gene Ontology annotation, cellular component: membrane. Lineage: Eukaryota; Euglenozoa; Kinetoplastea; Trypanosomatida; Trypanosomatidae. The annotation marks the transcript as partial. The transcript has a single exon.